CCACAGUCGCAUCACACGCAAAGUAACGACGCGAGCACAAGUUGCUAUUAUCUGAGAUUUUGCAGUCGGUCAAAAAAUAGGGAAAAAAUAAAGAACUUUGAUAGAUUUCGAUUGUGCUCGAUUGCUUCGCGUUUGUGCCAUGCACGAGUGAACAGUACGGUGGAAGUAAGAAAAUAGUGUUCGGUACGUGGCUAGGUGAGGUUUUCGCAAUUUCCCGGCCGCUGCCAGUGCGGAAAAUUCCUGCCAUAUUUGUUUUCUUUGUUGAUUUCUCUUGUUUACCGUUUCACGUCUGUGCGUGGAAAAACUCGAACGUGGAUUGAAUGUUGCUAUGAGAAAAACCUGGAGUGGUGUAUCGAAAUACCUACUUGAUAACAAAAGAGAAAAUUUUGUAACCAUGGAGUACUACGCCAUUUAUCUACCGUACAAAGAGCCCGAAUUGUCGAUAAAGAGCUUCUAUAAUGAUAAGGAGGAAGCAUUGAAGGUACUCAAGUCACACAAGGAAGCACGACUGAAAGCAUUCCGCACAAGUGAGGAAGCGGUGUAUUUCUAUCUGAACGGGCCAUCGGAUCCGUUGCCUACAGCAACACCGAAGUCUCCAACUGGAACUCCAUCCAAGUUGAAGGUAGAAAAAACACCUUUUAAAGCACCGAAAAGCCAGGAACUAGUAGCAUUCCGCAAGUUAAUCGAAAAGAACUCAUUGGACCUAGCGAGGGACAUGAUUCAACAGAACCCCCGUUAUCUGGUUAGUUCGGGCGAUAUGCCCACCAUUCUGAAGGAAGGUCCCCGUUACAAUGCCUUGCAUGUAGCCGCCAUGGAGGCUAGCACUGACAUGUGCAAGUUGAUACUGCAGACAAUCGAGAAACCGAGUUUUAUUGAGUUUCUGCAUGGACAGCGAAAUCCUUCGACUGACGAAGUCAGUGCCAUUCUGUUGGAUUUAUAUCUGAACAUGCCGGACAAGAGCCGCAGUGAAACACCGCUUCAUUUUGCUGCUAAGUUCGGUGCCGUCGGUGUCGUUGAGGUUCUGAUUUCCUAUCCCCAGUGCAAGAUGACCCGAAAUACGGACGGACAGCUGCCGAAAGAUAUCAUUUGUACGAGAGCCAAAAUUAAAAACGAUACUGUGGAGAUUCGCAAGGCAAUUGGAGACUUGCUACAGGAACGUUUCUUCGUACCGGUUAUCCGUGCCGUGGACAACAGCACUCCACCGGUGGUCGGGGAGCCAUUUACGCUAUCCAAUCCACCAAACCUGGAAGCGAAAGACAAGUUCAGUCCCAAGCUGGAAAUUAAAGCCUUCGCCGGGCCGAUGGAUAAGGAAAAAGCGAAAGUGUUCUGCAAACGUUGGAAAACUCCUCCCCGAUUGAUUCCAUCGCCGCGGUUCAUUUCACCGGUGAAAGCGUUCAGUUCCAGUAAGAUACCGAUAUCGGUCUGCGGGGGCAACACGCUGAGUCCGCUCUCGUCGACUCCCAUUGCCAACAAGCGUAGCGGCGGUCGACGGUCACUUUUCCCAAACAGGUCAUACGAGCUGACACCGGAACAGGAAGAACAGGAACAGCGCAGUAAUUCGAUCAAUAACAAUUUCGACAUUGAAGUCGUUCAGGAGGAUGUGGAUUUGGAAGAGUUAGAGGAAAAACGGCAACAGGACGAGAAGAACGGAAAUAGCCUGGUGGCCGGAAUUAAGCCGAUUGGAAAGACUAUGGGAAACUUUGGCAUUCGCAUGAGUCCGGUAAAAAGAAGCGGUGAUGUGGGAAAUUUCAUGUUCCGUCGGUACAGAGAACGGCUGCAGAAUUCUUUUGCCACUAUUUACGACGAUGACGAUGAUAACGUAGAUGCAGGGAACGAUACGCGAGAGGGAUUCAACGAACUGGAGCAGGAGGAAAAAUCCAUCGGGAAUGGAGAUACGAAUUUUAGUUAUUUUUGCGACGAGAACAAUUCAUUCUACGAAGGCACAAAUAUUACCGAAUCGCCUUCGUUCAAAGAACGAAAGCUACGUCUGACGGACACGGAGAAGGGACUCGAGAUCAUUGGUCGAAAUUUGGCCGAAGAUCAUGAAGUUGGUUGGAACGAGUACUGGAAUUUUCUGGGAACUUUUGCCGAUUUGAAAAGCAACGAUGGGCUACGAUUGUUCGAAAAUUAUCUCAAGCAGCAACGCCAGCCGGAAUAUAUCGAUUCCGGUACACCCAAAGACGGGCUUCUCCAUCCCAAACAGUUCGGGAUCGUUCUCACCGAGAGCAAAGCCAACGACAGUGUCGGUUCCAUUUGUGGCGCGAUGGAGCGGAUGCAUCUCAGGGAGAAUCUUGCAAAAUCAUCUCCACUGGUGAAUGUCGCCGGCAUGAGACAUUUCCAACCAUCGGAAUCGACUCCGAUCCAUUCGAAAAUCACCAAUCCGUACCUGUGCCUGUACAAUUCGCUGCAAGUGUUUGCCAAACGAUUCGUGAAAAACCUGGACGAAAGUAGCACGGCGAUGACAAUGGAUUUUGCGGCGUUCUUCCAGCAAGCAGUGGUUGACUGCGUCCGAAAGCUAAACACGCUGGUCGACAACUACCGAAAGGAUGCCGCCUUCGGUUCGAUCGACUUCAGCAAGGUGCACUCGCGGUACGCUCAGCUCAUCGUGAUCAACAUCGAACAGCAGAAGGCAACGGCCCAGGGGGUGAUCCACCGCCUGAAACUCCUGCUGGACAAGAGCCGCGAGGUGCACUCUGCCCGCAAGUAUCCCGAUCUGCACGACAGUUUGAUCUGUUUGCAGAACUUUCUCGAUUUCUACAUUCUCAAGAAAGCGGAACUGAUGGCCGACUGUGGGCAGAGUGAAUCGCAAACCGAAACCAGCUGUAGCCGAACGUGGACCGAGAAUCCGCUGGUGCACAGUUGUAACUGCCGGAUCGACGGAGUGUACGCCAAGAAGGGCAGCAUGGAACGGUUGAACAAACGUCGGGAGCAGCGGAAGAAAGCGAUAAUCUUUGGUAGUACGAGCGAUCAGAAGCAGCAACAACUCGGAGGAACAGUGUUUACACUGGAAGACGUGAAACCAGUACCUAGUCCAGCACCGGCGACCAGCACAAAUUUUGGUUCCUAUCGAAAUCCAGUGACACUGAUUGACGAUAAGUCCGACGACGAUGAUGAGGAGUAUUUCAGUUGCAGCGAUUCCGAACUGGAUACCGACUCCGAUGGCGAUGAUCCGGAUGUUAGCUAUGAAACUCCACCUUCCAGUCCAUCGUUCUUUUCUCAACUACAAAACACACAAGAUCUUAGUACAAUCUCAACGGAUGACGGUGUGGCCAGCGAUGAACGCGAGGAACAAUUCCUCGACAGUAAUGGCGAUGGGGACGAAUCCGAUGGUACACCGUUCACGAACUUCAUAGAAGGUCUGGAGCCAAGCAAACAAGACGUAGACGUGCUUAAUGUGGUAGAAAAACGUGUGAUAGAUCCAGAGCAGUAUCCGUUUGUGCAUGAGUGGCGGAAUGCAAUGCUGAAGCUGCCAGAUGGACAGAGGCAUAGCCUUUCCACCAAACCCUCAAAAAUGCGCUGGCGCGUUGGCAGUUCACACCUCGAUAACACUUCAGCGAUUGCGGAUCUUAGCGAUGCGGACGAGUCUCCUUUUGGAAAUGCGUCCCAGGCAGCAACCCCGAUCAGUUCGGUUUCGAAACUAUUGCGUUAUAGAGGAGGAGCAUCCGUCACUGUCAGUGGCAAUAACGACGACAGUCUGGUGUCCCUCGAUGCCCGUAUCAGUUUAAUGAAUAUUUCCGACUUCAACGCAGGUCAGCAGAGAGCUACGCCUGCACCAUCCUCGUAGUGUUGGUCGGCGUGGGAAGCAUUCUCACUUUCUAGAUUGUUUUUGGUUGCUGUUUGAUCGUUGUCCCUUUCCAAUAUUUUUUUUAGUUGUUCAUGUAAAGCUUAUAUUUUAUUUUCCCGAUCAUCACUAUUUCGUUUUUAGCCAUAUGGCAGCAAACUGCCGGAAAUUAAACUGAAAUUAGCAUUAUUAAGCGUAGUUUCAGUAGAAGCGUUACAUUAUGGAAAACCUGCCAAAAAUAUCGUUCUGAGAACUGAAUUACAAUAAAUAAUUUUAUGAAUCGAAUCCUCAUGUCUCGAUGAGUCGCGUGGAAACGUAGUAGGUAAUCUGUCCGUUAUCCCUCUCUGUCCGACAGUUAAAAGUGAUAAUCGCAGUGGCAUAAAAUGUGUUAAACCAGUGUCGUUCACUACUACCCGUAGGCCUUAAGUGCAAAUUCCUUCUUUUUUUAUUACAUUUUUAUAUUUGAUAUUGACUAUGAGUAUGACGUGGAAAUAAAUCAGCUGAAAGAGCUAAACAGUCAAUCGUAA
Messenger RNA from Malaya genurostris, 4308 nucleotides. RefSeq names its product ankyrin repeat and LEM domain-containing protein 2 homolog (gene Ankle2). NCBI's taxonomy places the organism in Eukaryota, Metazoa, Arthropoda, Insecta, Diptera, Culicidae. The record is from RefSeq and is a predicted model, not a curated record. The transcript has 7 exons. Gene Ontology annotation, molecular function: protein phosphatase 2A binding. Bases 329 to 3784 code for a protein of 1151 amino acids. Gene Ontology annotation, cellular component: endoplasmic reticulum. Gene Ontology annotation, biological process: negative regulation of phosphorylation.